AUGAAACUCAUCGUCGCCGGAUCAACGGGGUUUGUCGCCACAGAACUCAUCAAACAAGCCCUCUCCAGCCCGGAAAUCACAUCCAUCAUAAUUCUUGCUCGUCGUGAAACAUCUACACCACAAACCCUUGACGAUAAUGCUGACAUCAUCAAAUUCAAAGCUGUCAUUUGUGAUAGUUUCUCAAAUUAUUCGGAGAGUGUGAGGAAGGAACUUGAGGGUGCGGAUGCGUGUGUUUGGCUCAUUGCAAUAACCCCUUCUAAAAUGAAAGAUUCAACAUUAGAUGAAGCGAGGAAAAUCUGUGUAGAGUACACAGUAAACGGGCUCGAAACUAUUACCCAGCUUCCGCGUGAAAAGGAUGCUAGACCUUUUCGGUUUAUUUAUGUUAGUGGACAUAAAAGUGAAAGAGAUCAGAGUAAACAGCCUUGGGUUAUGGGUGAUUAUCUUUUGAUGCGGGGUGAAGCUGAAUCCCGUGUCGUCGAUUUUGCUCAUGCGUCACAUGGGUCAGUGGAAGCAUGUAUAGCGAAACCAGGACUGAUAGAUAGACCGGAUCGUCGGCAAGGGUUGGUGGGUAGUGUAUUGUCGACAAUUGGGAGAAGUCUUAUUGGGCUUCCGAAAGUGGAUGUUAGUCAAAUUGCGGCGACUUUGUUGGAGCAGGCAGCCAAGGGGAUUAAGAAAGAGACGUUAUCGAAUGAGGAUCUGGUCAGGAUUGGGGAUAAGGCGUUGAGUGGUUAG
This is a messenger RNA of Botrytis sinoallii, 732 nucleotides long. RefSeq lists its product as uncharacterized. The transcript has 3 exons. NCBI's taxonomy places the organism in Eukaryota, Fungi, Ascomycota, Leotiomycetes, Helotiales, Sclerotiniaceae. The record is from RefSeq and is a predicted model, not a curated record. The coding region runs from base 1 to 732 and encodes 243 amino acids.